AUGGACUCGAGUCUAAAACGAAAAGAUACGAGCAAGGGACCGCCCCUUCGUAUAUUAUCUCUUGAUGGUGGUGGUGUACGCGGUUACAGCAUCUUCAUCAUCCUCCAAGAAAUUAUGCACCGGACGUUUGUCGAGAUUGAGGGUCGCGCUCCCCACCGCAACGAGAUCCCCAAGCCCGCCGACCAUUUUGACUUAAUUGUUGGCACCGGCACCGGCGGACUGAUUGCCUUGAUGCUUGGUCGCCUACGCCUUGAUAUCGAGACGUGCAAAGAACUCUAUGUGCGCAUGACACGUAUGGUUUUCGAGACCGACAAGACCAUCCUCGGCAUCCCAACCCGUCCGACGCUAUUCAAGGCAUCACGCCUCGAAGACGCUAUCAAAGAGGCUGUGCGCGAACAUACCGUGGCCCUCAGCGAGGGCAAAGACUCGUUCUCCAGCAUCGCCAGUCCCCUUACCACAACGUCCGGCCGGCCCGCCAGUGGCGCUUCGUCUUCGUCUGCACCGCGGCGACACUCGAGCAAUGCAAGUGUCGUAAGCUUCAGCGCGCGAAGCCCCGCCGCACAGAUGGCGAGGCCAUACUACUCCUCUAACCGUGGCGACCCAAACGCGCUACUUUAUGACUCGAGGGAAUUCCGCACAAAAACGGUGGUCACUGCUAUAUACAAAGGCGCACCACGAGGCGAAGAGCCCGUCAUGCUGAGGUCAUACGACUCUAGGCGGGAGCCGGCCCCGGAGUUUGACUGCCGUAUUUGGGAGGCCGGUCGUGCAACUUGCGCCAUUGGCCUUGCCUUUAAGCCCAUUCAGAUCGGCCAGUCCAUGUUUCACGAUGACGGUUCUGGCUCUUUUAACCCCUCACCCCAUGCCCUUGAUGAGGCUACCAUCAACGAGUGGCCGGGCCGUGACGUCGGUGUUUUUGUCAGCGUAGGCACCGGCAAGCGUCCUCGCGGCAGUGACAACAACCCCAUGUGGUAUGAUGGGUUUCUUGGCGAGUUCGCAGAAGCUCGCCGCCGACUUAUUUCCAAGAUCGAAGGUUGCGAAAACAUCCACGAAUAUAUGCAGCAAGAGCACCUGUUGAAGCGCGGCGUCAACGUUGAAAACUACUACCGCCUAAAUGUGGAGGUUGGUGUCGGCGAGUUUGGCAUGAACGAAUGGGGCCGCCUGGCUGAAAUCAGCACCAACACAAAGCGAUAUUUAUCACGAACUGCUGAACGCAACAUGGUUCAGAGUGCUGCCGCCAAACUGGCCAAGAUCAAUCGUGCUAAUGAGCGGCAUAACCGACUUGCCGACGUUCCCGAGUCCAUCCAAAAGUUACAAGGGCAGGCGCCUCUCCCUGCUGCAGAAGUGCUCGCUGUUGAACUGCCUGGCGAUAUGCCCACAGCAUUUAGUACCGCAGCGCCAGGUCCAGCAGCUUACUCCCCACGACAAUCCUACGACUCCGGCAUUGACCAUCUAUCCGUACCUCACCAAAAUGGCAGCCCAUCACCCAGAAGCUCGUCUGACCGCUUUUCGUAUAACGCCCCGCCAUCUCCGCACCAGCAUCCAGCCAUCGCCGAAGUGCCCGACAGCUCCUCACUGUCCCAACCACCGCGCCAGAACGCUCUGCCACCGACCCUACCUCUUGCCAACAGUAGCGGGAGUGGACCGCAACACCCACAGCGGGGUGGGCGGACCGCUGCCGAUGACGAUCGCCUACUAGUAUCGGCCCCGACACCUGAGCAAUGGCGCAACGCGUCUAAUCUAGCCGCUGCAGGCUCUAGCUGGCACGUACAGACCCGACAAUCUUACAAUCAGCAAUCACAGGAGUAUCAACACCCUUCACAACCCCAAGCUCACUACCGUACGCAUCGCAUAGAGCCACCGCCACUCCCACCCAAGACGCCGUUGCCAGAAGGCAACGGGCGCACGACUAGUAAUAGCGGGCGCAGGCCGGACCCACCACCGGCUCCCAGUAGUCCGUCCCCAUUGACACCUUCAUACACGACGCCGAUGGGCGGCGCUCCCUACCCGAUUGAUGACGAUGAAGCGCCACCUCCUCCCGUGAACAAGGCGAGGAAGCCCGAGUACCGGAGACGGUAG
Sporothrix brasiliensis 5110 is the source of this 2076-nucleotide messenger RNA. Its product is annotated as patatin-like serine hydrolase. The transcript is spliced from 3 exons. Gene Ontology annotation, cellular component: membrane. Gene Ontology annotation, biological process: arachidonate metabolic process. The record is from RefSeq and is a predicted model, not a curated record. The coding region runs from base 1 to 2076 and encodes 691 amino acids. NCBI's taxonomy places the organism in Eukaryota, Fungi, Ascomycota, Sordariomycetes, Ophiostomatales, Ophiostomataceae.